CCUUCAGACACCAACACCACGCUGCUGUUCAAGACUGUGACGACAAACACUGGCAAUACAUACGACAAAGAUACAGGUACGACUCACCUGGACAACUCAGGUCAUCAGAGGUGAUUUGAUUUUAAAGGUUCCAUACACUGAUUUGUAGUUGCUAUAAACUUGGAGGAUAUGAAGAUAUCCAUUCUGUCAUUCCUUAAGACCCCCCACAACUAGAUAUCCUCCUAGCUUUGUAGGUGAGUCAUUGAGAAGGAGCAGCUGCCUCUCAGUCCACCAGGUUUAUUUAUUUUCUAGAGCUGCUUCUGCUAACUUUAAAAUGUCUCAGCUGUCAACAAAACACAUCAAAUGUUCUGCUGCUGGCUACAAGAGUGAACACAAGAGUCUUCAUACAGUUCCAGCAUCUGAGUGCAGGUUACUGUGUGUCCACAUGGGGGAACUGCAAGACAGACUGUUCAACUUUGUUUUAUCAGUCUAUCAAAGUUGACUUAGUAUCUUUAGAUGGAGAUGACUAAAUGCUGGAGAACUACAAAACAUAUAUUUUGAAGGAGAUACUUCCACUGCAGUCCGUGUGAUGGAUUUAACUCCUCAAAAAGACAAAAAUCAAAACAUCAUUGAACGUCCAGAAGCCUGGAGGUCGGUGGCUGAAGGACCAGGGGUUGGCGAGCCGGGGGGUGCAGUUCUCGGUGUCCGACACUGGGUGCUGCUUGUGAGGGAAGUGCUGCUGCUGCUGCUGCUGUGGUGCAGAAAGGAGGGAGACGGAGGUGCGACGUGGAAAGGCAGAGCGGCUCUCAGGUCCUCUGAGUGAAACAAAUGAAAUCCAGCGACACAAUGAGAGCAGACGGUCCGCUUUCAGUGGGAUCCAACACCGGAAUGAAGCCUCUCAGCAGUCAGCCGAAGCACAUGUGUUAGGAAGAAAGUCGUCGCCAUGGACGGGGGGCUGAGCGUUACUUUUAUAUCUGUUGCGAUGUUUGUAGGAUCCUUUUUACUUGGAUUCAUCCCACUGUUGUUCAGACUCUCUGAGAAAAGCCUGCAGUUUGUCUCCAUCCUGGGUGCAGGUCUGCUGUGUGGGACAGCCCUUUCCAUCACCAUCCCUGAGGGGGUGGGCUUACUGGAGGAAUCCUGGAGAGAAUCCUCCUCCUCCUCCUCUGAUGAGCUGUCCGGUCUGAAUGCCAGUGAAAAAAAUACAACAUCCACAGAGAGAGGCCUUCCACCCCGGUUCUUCAUCGGAGUGGCUUUAACUUUGGGGUUCACCUUCAUGUUUGUUGUCGAUCAGAUUGGAAGCUACUGUUUUAUGCGCGACCAAAGGUCUAGUUUGCCCAACAGCGUCCACAUCACAGCCACACUGGGGCUGGUUAUUCAUGCUGCAGUUGAUGGAUUUGCUCUGGGUGCUGCUGUGGCCACAGGCCAGGUGACCGUACAAGUCGUUGUAUUUUUAGCUGUGAUUCUACACAAGGCGCCUGCUGCUUUCGGUUUGGUCUCUUUUCUGAUGCAUGCAGGUCUUGAAAAGAAAUACAUUCAGGGACAUUUACUGGCCUUUUCAGCCGCAGCACCUAUACUCGCUAUCACCACUUACUUCACAUUACAUGCAUCUGGCAGCUCAGCAGAGAACCAGCUCAGUGCAACAGGAGUGGGAAUGCUCUUCUCAGCUGGGACGUUCCUCUACGUGGCCACAGUGCAUGUUCUUCCUGAGGUCAGCAGCAGGACAAGCCAACCCUCCUCUGACCAGCAGCAGCACGAUGGAGCUGAGACCCACCAGCAGCGACACCUGGGGCUGCUGGAGAGCCUCACUCUCAUCCUCGGUGUAGGGGUUCCAAUGGUGUUGGCCCUGGGGUUGCAGGAUGAUUAAGAAGGGAACCUUGGGGCUAUUAGGUUUAGUGCAAAGGGCAUAAUGCAACCAGAUCUCAGUGGUGAGUUGUCUAAUACUACACUGUACUGUAUAAACUAUCUGUAAGCCACAAUGAUUAAGAAAUGAAAUGUGCCUUGGAAGAAAGUUUACCCUUAUUGUGUUCUGAUAUCAGUGAAACCUGCCUUUGAGUCCACUGGUAUUGUUUGUUCCCAGUAGUGACCUCGGUGUACUGAGUUUGAGUUUCAAGACAACAAAAAGGGUGUCAUUUGUUGUCAUGGCACUCUGAGGACAUGAUGUUCAGAGGUGAAAUCCCAGAAACUGGAUAGAUUUACGGGAACAACUGAAUAAUUUGAUGCUAUCUCUUAGACAAUAGGAGAUCUAGGCCAUACACUUUAACCUGCACAGUUGGGAGUCUGAAAGCAGAUUUUCAGCUUGUUGAUGUGCAAUAGUACAAAUUACCAAGAUGUGAAAUUUUUUUGCAACUUUAGAAUUAGUUUUAUAGUUCUGAUGCUAAGAGUUAUUUUUUUCUUCAGAUUAACUGAGAAAGCGUUUUGGGUUUGCAACAUCUUCAGGAACACAUAGAAAGUCGAGCUCCUGUACAUCUGUUACAGUGGACAUAAGAAGUAUUCACCCCUUUGGAAGAUUUCCUCUUUUAUUGCUUUUAAAUUGACCAUGGUUCAGCACUGAAUCACGGUCAGUUUAAUUAGAUAAGAAUUUAGCAAAAUAGGUUAUUUUAUGUCGAAGUAAAACAAGCUUCUACAAAGUAAUGUCAGUUAAUUUAAAAUAUAAAAUCUGUGAAGCAUGGUGGUGGCAUCAUGAUGUGGGAAUAAUUCUCAGCAGCAGGAUGUAAAGUGCACGCAGCAAAGUAAAGGGAAAUCCUCAGGGACAAAAGAUACAGUCCGCAAGACAACUCCAACUUGGAAGAAGAAUUGUUUUUUCAGCAAGACAAUAUGACCCAAAUCAUACAGCUAAAACUACACAGACCUGGCUUUAAGACAACCAUGUGAGUGUACUGGAUUCUUUGAGACAAAGCCUAGACCUCAAUCUAACUGAGAAUUUGUGGCUGGACUUGAAAACUUAUGACCCCCGUGCAACCUGGCAAAGCUUGAGCAGUUUCAUAAAGAGGAAAAUUGCUGUAAUUGCAGCUAACUGUGAGUUUACUAAAAACUGACUUCUUUUUACAUAUUUUAUGUCUUUAAUUUACUGACAUUUUUGACUUUGAUAUGAAUUUUUUUUGGAAAUUCUUGUCGAAAAAUAUAAUAUUCAGCAUUAUUCAGGGGUGAAACGCAAUAUAAAGAGAAAACUUCCAACUAGGUCAAUACUUUUUAUAGGCACUGUAAAAGACACACGAGCCAGAAAGAAACAGGCCGCUUACAGGAGGUAUUUCGCAUACCAGGUUAUCAAAUGAACUUUAAUCCUCACAUGUUCCAGAGUUUUUACCUGUGACACUUUAGGAUGGUCUAACUUUUACCAACUCCUGCUGUUUCUCUUUUACUUCCUCCUUAGCACACACAAAACAUGAAAUACAUGAAAUAAAAACACACUCUAUUUGC
Acanthochromis polyacanthus (spiny chromis) is the source of this 3396-nucleotide messenger RNA. RefSeq names its product zinc transporter ZIP9. Gene Ontology annotation, molecular function: metal ion transmembrane transporter activity. Gene Ontology annotation, biological process: zinc ion transport; transmembrane transport. The coding region runs from base 923 to 1843 and encodes 306 amino acids. Gene Ontology annotation, cellular component: membrane. Lineage: Eukaryota; Metazoa; Chordata; Actinopteri; Pomacentridae. The record is from RefSeq and is a predicted model, not a curated record. The transcript is spliced from 7 exons.